AGACGAUGUCGAGUUCGUGGAAUUCAGCGAUUGAUGUCGGAAAUCGCGCCUGGAUGCCAUCGAGAUACAUGCGGUGUCAGUGUGGUUGUUCUGGUUUUGUACUCCGUCGCUGGCUACGCUCCGGCGAAUAAAAUCCCGAGCUGGCUGCGGAUAUCGCUUGGAAUUGCCAUUCAACCGUGUUUUUUCGACGACCCUACUUCAUGCCUGCCUAGGUUGUGCCAGCUGGAUCAGGUCAAUGUCGCUCCUGCCAGGAUCUGUCUUGACUGAUGUUCGCAUUCUUGGAGGCAUAUAUUGACCUGGAUUAUUCUCCCGGUCGAACCGUUGACCGAAUUUUUCUUUUCAUCGAGAAUUGUUGCGAAUCAGGUUUUGCCCUAUCUUUUGGAAGUCUCGUUCCUGCCCGUCUGUCGAAUUUUACACUGAAGUUAAGCUGCUUUGAUGGAAAAUCAUACUGUGCUCCAACGAACGGAUGUCGUGUUGAGUAUCCGUUACGACGUGAACUGAGCGCGCGUCAGCAGAUCCAGAUACGAUCUUUUUCGGUGAGUUGGUAACUUUUCUU
Molecule: messenger RNA, 556 nt
Organism: Notodromas monacha
Lineage: Eukaryota; Metazoa; Arthropoda; Ostracoda; Podocopida; Cyprididae
Source: the annotation of a GenBank genome assembly